Molecule: messenger RNA, 1017 nt
Organism: Aspergillus oryzae RIB40
Lineage: Eukaryota; Fungi; Ascomycota; Eurotiomycetes; Eurotiales; Aspergillaceae
Product: dihydroneopterin aldolase family protein
Exons: 2
Coding region: 1-1017 (338 amino acids)
Biological process (GO): folic acid-containing compound metabolic process
Cellular component (GO): cytoplasm
Molecular function (GO): dihydroneopterin aldolase activity
Source: RefSeq, a predicted model, not a curated record
AUGGCUGAACAGCGAGUCAAUGUUCAUAUACCGUCCCACCCCGCCGUCCUAGAUAGCGUGCGACUCCGUGACAUUGAGCUCCCUCUACCUGCCGCCCCAGAGGCAUGGCAUCGGCUUGGGAAGUCGCAGCCAUGCACUGCUUCUCUGAAAUUAUCUUACUCGUCGGCUGUUGCAUCUGCGAAUGCGGAUGAUGUGUCUCUUUCUAUCGACUAUGGGAAGCUUUACCGCCGGUUAGAAGAAGACAUUCGCACUAUGGGGCAGCAUGAGGAACAUCCAGGGAAACGGAUGAUUAGCUUGGAGGGCAGUCGACGAAAUUCGAUGAUGAAGAAUGAUGUUGGUCAGGAUGUACGACUGACGGCAGCCAUUGUUGCGAACUGCAGCCUAGGUUUACUCGAUGAGACUACGGCCGGGGUUAGGAGAAUGUCACACUUGCACAAUGCCGCAAGUCAAGCACCAGCCUCGACAUCCCCUAUUGACGGUAUUUUUGGUCGAUGUGAGGUUUGGCUACAUCUCCCCAAGGCUCUGCUGCGUGCCGAAGAAGGCUUGAAAUACCGCAGCGUCACAGUUUGGGGUUACAAGCAAGAGAACGAAGCUGCAGGCAACCUUCAGGACUCUGAACGGUGCCCUGUUGUUCUAGAAGAGGAGUUCCGUAUUGAGGGCAUAAGAUGCCAUUGUAUUCUUGGUGUCAAUUCCCAUGAGAGAGUUGAGAAGCAGGCCGUGAUCGUUUCGUUGGAGUUCAAGGGCCCGGGCCAGUUGGCAUGGGGAUCAACUGUGGUAGACACUUACCAAGCAAUGACUAGAGCUGUCGCAGAGCGCGUCGAAGAAACCUCAUUUCAAACCGUGGAGGCACUAGCGACUUUUGUCGCGCGCAUAGUGACAGUGGAGUUUGCCAACGAGCGCGUGACAGUUCGAGUAGAGAAGCCUAGCGCGUUGGCCUUUGUGGGAAGAUCAGGAAUAGAGAUCACCCGGUCCCAAUCAUUCUUUGAAAGAUCCGAGAUGGAUGGAGGGCGGGUAUAG